CCGGAGAGGACACAGGAGACACAGGAGACACAGGAGAGGACACAGGAGACACAGGAGAGGAGCGACGUCCCUUCACAUCACACCGGAGUCCCGCUGCAGCAGAGACCAACAAACCCAGAGAGCCCAUCAUCAUCAUCAUCAUCAUCAUCAUCACCUUCAUCAUGUCGGUACCGCAGCCACGCGAGGCAGCAUCCCCCCUUCAGCUAUGCAGGAUCAUGCGGCCAGACGACGCCAACAUUGUGGGCAACGUCCACGGAGGCAUGAUCCUGAAGAUGAUCGAGGAAGCCGGAUGCAUCGUUGGCACGCGACACUGCAACGCACAGAACGGGGAUCGCUGCUUGGCAGCUCUGGUCCGGGUGGAGAAAACCGAGUUCCUGUUCCCCAUGUUCAUUGGCGAGGUUGCCCACGUCACGGCUGAGAUCACGUACACCUCUAAGCACUCACUGGAGGUGCAGGUCAAAGUCCUGGCUGAAAACAUCCUGACAGGUGCCAAAAAGCUGGCCAACAAGGCAGCGCUGUGGUAUGUCCCCUGCUCGCUGCAGAAUGUCAACAAGGUCAUGGAUGUGCCGCCCAUCAAGUAUGCCAGUGAAGAACAAGAGGAGCAGGGCAGAAAGCGCUACGAGGCUCAGAAGCUGGAGAGACUGGAGACCAAAGCGAGGACUGAAGAGAUGGUGCCACCUCCCCCCAACCCAGAACAACACACAGUUGGUUUCAGCCAGUCCAGUCUGAUCCAUUUGGUCGGCCCCUCUGACUGCACCAUACACAACUACGUUCAUGGCGGUGUGACCAUGAAGCUGAUGGAUGAGGUCGCCGGCAUUGUGGCAGCACGGCACUGCAACACCAACAUUGUCACUGCCUCUGUGGAUGCCAUCAACUUCCAUCGCAAGAUCAACAAAGGCUGUGUGGUGACGGUCACGGGGAGGCUCACAUUCGUCAGUAACAAGUCUAUGGAAAUUGAAGUGUUGGUCGAUGUUUCCUCGCUGGUGGAGGCAGAUAAAUUUCGCGCCGUCUCUGCCUUCCUCACCUUCAUCUCCCUGGACAAGGACAACAAACCUCUGCCUGUCCCUCCUCUUAAGAUUGACGGAGAGGAGGAGCAGAGACGUUUUGAGGAAGGCAAAGCACGUUACCUCCAGAAUAAAGCAAAGAGACUGGCAGAUAAGGAGCGCCAGCAGUGACGCCGCUGCUCACCAGUAAACCCAGUAUCAACCCCACACAACACAUCCAGUAUGAAGGAAAUAAAAACUGUAGAAUCCUGUUAAACAUAAACCUGUGAUGAUUUGUUCCCUGUGCUAUGCACCAAAGUUUCCACAUAUGGUUGUAUAUGUAUUCAAAAUGAAGAGUACAUCUUUUAUUUUGGGGAUAUUUUUAUUCACGUAUGAAGACUAUUUAUGAUCCAAAGUGGCAGUCUGACUGUAUAAGUAUGAAAAUUAUUUUAUUUGAAGAAGAUUUGAGUAUGAAGACUUCAUGUUUGGUGUCAGUGCAAAGCGAUAGUCUGAGUGCAAGAAAAAUGAUGAAUAAAAGAUACAAGCGUGAGUCCGGGGCUCUCGCCUCAUGUCCUUGCUAGUUUGAUGAUGAUGAUGAUGAUGAUGAUGAUGAUGAUGAUGAUGAUGAUGAUGAUGUCAUUGUCUUGGGCAUGCCUUGGCAGAGAGGGCACACGCUAUCCAUCUUUUCAGCACAGUGUCUUUCACGGAGAAAUCAGGGGAGCUCGGGGGCUUUGACUCAACUAGCGUCUCUCCCACGCCUGCCCUUCCUCUCCUCCUCCUCUGCUAGUCUGUCACACUCUGACUCCAGCCAUCACUCUGCCUUAACGUUCUCUCUUUGCCAUCUCCUGCUCACCGUCAUGGCCUCAUCCAUCUUAAUUUUUUUGCAACGUCACUUUCUUCCUCCUCUCAUUCACUCUAUUUGUCCCUCUGUCUCCCCUGGUCCUCUCACUGUCUUACUCCCUUUGUCUCCAUAUGAGAUGUGAGGACUCAUAGAAAGAAAUGUGUCUGUAUGGGCAUCUUUCUCUCUGCUUAUGGCAUGGGUCUGUGCAUGUGUGUACAACAAAGAAAGAUC
Molecule: messenger RNA, 2055 nt
Organism: Anoplopoma fimbria (sablefish)
Lineage: Eukaryota; Metazoa; Chordata; Actinopteri; Perciformes; Anoplopomatidae
Gene: acot7
Product: acyl-CoA thioesterase 7
Exons: 9
Coding region: 162-1175 (337 amino acids)
Biological process (GO): acyl-CoA metabolic process; palmitic acid biosynthetic process
Cellular component (GO): extracellular exosome; nucleoplasm; cytosol
Molecular function (GO): long-chain fatty acyl-CoA binding
Source: RefSeq, a predicted model, not a curated record